AUGGAGGCAUACAAGAAGCUUGAAACAAUCUUCACGAAGAUUUAUCGUUUUCGUCAUUUAAUUUCAAUGGCGUUUUGGGACAUACAAGUGUUAAUGCCACGGGGUGGUGCUGAAGCCCGCGGUGCGGCCCUUGCGGAGCUCCAGCUGCACGUCCACGAAUUGCUAACCGACCCUAAGAUGCGAGACCUGCUGCUGGAGGCGGAGAAAAACAAGGAACAGCUUGGAACUCUGCAACAGGCAAAUCUGCGCGAGAUACGUCUUGAGUGGGAACGGGAGAAUCUUCUUCCGGAGGAAAUUAUAAAGAAAAAGUCGGAAUUAACGACCAGAGCCCAGCAAAUAUGGCGAAAGAGUCGAGAAGAAAAUGACUUCAGUCAGUGGUUGCCCAUGUUAAAGGAGCUGGUGGCAUUAUUUUAUGAGACAGGCGUUGCCCUGGCGGGAAACACCGGCAAACAUCCAUAUGAGGCGCUCCUGCAAUUGUAUGAACCUGGGAUGUCCCUUGAGCGAAUUGAUGAAAUAUUUAAUGAAAUUAAAUCAUGGCUUCCCGCACUUAUUCGUGAGGUAAUGGAGAAGCGGAAGACCGCCGGCGAGGAAGUGUUGACGCCCGUCGGCCCAUUUCCUCUCGAAGCUCAGAAAGAACUCAGCCGUUACUGCAUGAACGUCUGGAAGUUUGACUUUGAUGGUGGCCGCCAGGAUUGCAGUCUACACCCGUUCUGUGGAGGUGUCAAGGAGGACGUGCGGAUUACCACACGAUACGAUGAGUCGCGUUUUGAAACGGGACUCAUGGCAGCGAUACAUGAGACCGGGCACGCCAAGUAUGAGCAGAACGGCGGUCCCAAGGAAAUGAUAACUCAGCUCGUUGCAAGGUACCGUUCUCUCGGUGUGCAUGAGGGCCAAUCCCUCUUUGCAGAGCGUAUGGUUGCUCGUUCAAAACCUUUUAUUGAGUUUCUUCUGCCGAAGCUGAAGGAGUUGUUUGGCGAUCAACCGGCCUUUACGCCGGAGAAUAUGGUAAAAAUUAUACAGCGUGUGAAUCCAAGUUUCAUUCGUAUCACUUCGGAUGAGUUGUGCUACACCAUGCAUAUCAUCCUCCGCUAUGAGAUUGAACGCGGCUUGAUUGAGGGAAAACUGCGCGUUGAGGAUGUUCCCGCCGUGUGGAACGAGAAGAUGAAGUCGUACUUGGGCAUUGAAACCCUGGGAAACGACAGGGAAGGGUGCCUGCAGGAUAUUCAUUGGUCCAUUGGAGACUUUGGAUACUUCCCGACUUAUUCUCUGGGGGCGUUGGUUGCGGCGCAAUUGAUGGCCUCCAUCCGGCGGGAUCUCGGAAAUGAUGUGGUGGAUGACUGCAUCCGCAAGGGUGAACUUGGGGCCAUUCUUGAGAAGCAGCGGGAAAAAAUAUGGCAGCAUGGCUCCACCUACACAACCGAGGAGCUUCUCACAAAAGCGACGGGAGAGCCACUUAACCCACGGUUCUUCCGGGAGCACCUUGAGCGGCGUUAUCGUGACAACUUGGGUUAA
This is a messenger RNA of Trypanosoma cruzi, 1512 nucleotides long. RefSeq names its product thermostable carboxypeptidase 1, putative. NCBI's taxonomy places the organism in Eukaryota, Euglenozoa, Kinetoplastea, Trypanosomatida, Trypanosomatidae. The coding region runs from base 1 to 1512 and encodes 503 amino acids. The record is from RefSeq and is a predicted model, not a curated record. Gene Ontology annotation, molecular function: metallocarboxypeptidase activity. Gene Ontology annotation, biological process: proteolysis. The transcript has a single exon.